GAAUUUGCAUAUUGGCUUUUUCACCUUGGUUUUUACGUCAUAACUCUCGAACGCAGUACUUUUAUACAAAACUCUCCAAAUUUAAAAUCAAGCCAGUGUAGCUAGCACUCAAGCUUUUGGUAUCGCUCUUUUGUUGUCUCGUUGUGCGUGGCAGAAAGAAACAUGAUGAUAACACACACGCACGAACCAAUACCGUAACCCUCGCUGCACAUUCGCGCCGAGGGUGAGAUGUGAACUAGUUGGUGCUCCCACAUUACAUAGGAGAAACCAGGAUAUUUAGGACAUGGGACAUGGACUGGGGCUUCAUAUAUCGUUGUAUAUAGGACUAAAACCCUGCUUAAAAACUGACCAAAGAACGAGCGAAAGUCUGUGGUGGCAAUCUAGACUCCUAAGGCAGUGGUGUGGGACUCUCGAGUGUGGAAGUGUGUGAUGUCAGUUCGUGAGUCCAAGGACUUCAUUUCAGACAUGGCGUGUAAUGAUGACUCCACCACCCUGCUAGCUACCAGUGGUGAUGGGACACUCUCGGCCUUUGACCUCCGUCAGAAGAAACUGGAGCAGAGGUCAGACCAAUCAGAGAGUGAGCUCCUGUCACUGGCCAUCGUUAAGGUGAGGCCAUCAACCCUGUCCUCUUUGCCUGGUUCACAAUAGCUCGCAACAUAAUGUAAUACACAAAAUGUUGCAAACACAAUGCUAUAGUUGUAUGUUCACAAAACAAUUUCAAAUCGCAUCGCGUCGGUAGGUUUCUGUAAUAUAUUAUUGUAAAUAGGCGAGUUUUAACCUGGUGAACUAUGUGAGGUUAGACCAACUCCGGCCCAUCAAACAGCAUUAUAUAU
Geodia barretti is the source of this 833-nucleotide messenger RNA. The record is from the annotation of a GenBank genome assembly. Lineage: Eukaryota; Metazoa; Porifera; Demospongiae; Tetractinellida; Geodiidae.